GUCUCUCAAGCUUCGUCUCUAGCCCUAAUCACCUCAAAGUCGGCCGAAAAUCAGCAGCUCCACUUUGCGAGUUGCAGCCUUUCCUUUCCCCGCGGAAAGUUCGAUCAUGGCCAUCGGCGACGACAUUGAGAGCAACGCUUCUUCCGAUCUAGGGUUUCUGCGAGUGAGACCCGGCUAAGGGAAACAAGGGAUUUACUCCGCCGCCACCGACGGCGCCGCGAGAAUGAGGAUCUCGGGAACAGCGACCGGGGUCCGAUUCGAGCCUGAAGACGAUCAAAUCAUCACUUAUCUCCUCGAUAAGGUAAUGGGCAAUGCUUUGCCCUCUAAUCCGGUGAUCGAUUGUGACCUAUACGGUGAAGAUGAGGCUUGGAAGAAGCUGUUCGUUGAAACAGGGGAGUCGGAGUUGUAUUUCUUCACCAGAUUGAGGAAGGCGAAGACGAAGAAGGGGGAAUUGGGCUGCGGCGGCGGCGGUGGCGGCGGUAGAGCUGAGAGGACCGUUGGCUCGAAGGCCACGUGGCGGUCAAGCAAGGACGACCCUAUUUUUCUCCCCGGCCAGAACGUCCAGAUCGGGUCGAAGCGGACUUUUACUUACCGUCUCAACCAGAGAUCGGCGGCUGCCGGCGAGGAGGUAGCGGCGAGGAAGAAGGACGCUGGGGAUGGGUUCUCAAUGACGGAGUACCGCCUGGACGGCGUACUCAACUGCGUCGCCACGGAUCUUGUGAUGUGCUCGGUGAGAAGGAAAGAAAGCAGAGCAUCCUCUGAGAUGGAGAUCAUCGACGCCGGGGUUCCACCGGCGAUGGCGACGCCGACUUCGACGGGUUGGCGUUUGCGGCCUUGUGGGUCGACCAUGAUUCAGCCGGUGAUGGGAGGAAUGGCGUUUUUGUGCUAGUGAUGGUUCGAGAUUUGCCUUCUGUUGAUACCUCUCAGUAUCAGUUGGGACAGAGGCAGAGAGUGACAUCCAUGGCUUACCGGAUUAAAGAUUAUUUCAGUAGAAAGCAAGUAGUCUGCAAAUUCUUAGCCUUUGUUAGUCAUUAUUCAGAUUCUUUGGGUUCAUUGUGUUUGAUGUCAGAUUAUAAUCAAACAAUGUCAUUUAUGUAACAGUUAGUUCAUAAUCAAAUUGCAGUAGAAUG
Linum trigynum is the source of this 1130-nucleotide messenger RNA. NCBI's taxonomy places the organism in Eukaryota, Viridiplantae, Streptophyta, Magnoliopsida, Malpighiales, Linaceae. The record is from the annotation of a GenBank genome assembly.